CAGCUGGAAAGUGUCUAAGAAACGAUGUGUUCAGUUAUGGCAAGUGAAAUUGCAGCACAUCGAAUUGAAGUACCUGCUCUUAGAAGUCCUUCUGAACCUAGCGAUAGUCGCGUAUUUGUUCUUGGCUAAUUAUAUGGGCCAAACGAUUAUGAACAGCAGCGAGAAACUCCUAAACGCCGCAUACAGUUCUGAAUGGUAUGAUGCUCCAGUGGUCUCGCAGAAAGCCUUGUUGUUCAUCAUGCAACACAGUUUACAAACUCAGAGUUUCACCAUCGGCGGCCUCUUCGUACCUUAUUACGAAGGAUUUUCAUCGGUAAAAUAUUUCCUGUCUAGAUUUUACU
This is a messenger RNA of Ceratina calcarata, 341 nucleotides long. RefSeq lists its product as uncharacterized. The annotation marks the transcript as partial. NCBI's taxonomy places the organism in Eukaryota, Metazoa, Arthropoda, Insecta, Hymenoptera, Apidae. Gene Ontology annotation, cellular component: plasma membrane. Gene Ontology annotation, biological process: sensory perception of smell; detection of chemical stimulus involved in sensory perception of smell. Gene Ontology annotation, molecular function: odorant binding; olfactory receptor activity. The record is from RefSeq and is a predicted model, not a curated record. The transcript has 2 exons.